Molecule: messenger RNA, 910 nt
Organism: Chlorocebus sabaeus (green monkey)
Lineage: Eukaryota; Metazoa; Chordata; Mammalia; Primates; Cercopithecidae
Product: transmembrane protein 14C
Biological process (GO): regulation of heme biosynthetic process
Cellular component (GO): mitochondrial membrane
Source: RefSeq, a predicted model, not a curated record
CUGUCAUCCCCAUGGCUUGCGCGCCCUUGUAGACAGCCUGGGGCCUUUGCGAGACCGGUGCAGGCCUGCGGUAGUCUCCUGUCUGGACAGAGAAUAGAAGAAUGCAAGACACCGGCUCAGUAGUGCCGUUGCAUUGGUUUGGCUUUGGCUACGCAGCACUGGUUGCUUCUGGUGGGAUCGUUGGCUAUGUAAAAGCAGGUAGCGUGCUGUCCCUGGCUGCCAGGCUGCUCUUCAGCAGCCUAGCCGGCCUGGGUGCUUACCAGCUGUCUCAGGAUCCAAGGAACGUUUGGGUUUUCCUAGCUACAUCUGGUACCUUGGCUGGCAUUAUGGGAAUGAGAUUCUACCACUCUGGAAAAUUCAUGCCUGCAGGUUUAAUUGCAGGUGUCAGUUUGCUGAAGGCCACCAAAGUUGGAGUUAGUAUGUUCAACAGACCCCAUUAGCAGAAGUCAUGUUCCAGCUUGCACUGAUGAAGAAUUAAAAAUCUGCAUCUUCCACUAUUUUCAAUGUAUUAACAGAAAUAAGUGCAGCAUUUUUGCAUCUGACAUUUUACCUAAAAAAAAAAAAAAAAAAAAAAAGACACCAAACUUGGCAGAGGGGUGGAAAAUCAGUCAUGAUUACAACUCUACAGAGGUGGCGAAUAUGUAACAGAAGAGCUUAAUAAGACCCUAACAGAGAUUGAUUCUUGUAUAUUGAUGUUAUCUCCUCUUUCCAUAUCUAUAGGUAAAUCUCAAGGAUAAAAUAUUAGAUGUCAACUUUGAGGGCCCUGAAAUCCCAUUCUGUGCUCUGAGGAGCAGUGUGAGAAAAUCUCUUAUGAGAUUUAGAAUAUCUGUUCUUUUGCUCAUCUUAGACCACAGACUGACUUUGAAAUUAUGUUUAGUGAAAUAUCAAUGAAAAUAAAGGUUACUAUAAA